This is a messenger RNA of Salmo salar (Atlantic salmon), 3713 nucleotides long. Its product is annotated as suppressor of cytokine signaling 2. The record is from RefSeq and is a predicted model, not a curated record. Gene Ontology annotation, biological process: phosphatidylinositol phosphate biosynthetic process; intracellular signal transduction. Lineage: Eukaryota; Metazoa; Chordata; Actinopteri; Salmoniformes; Salmonidae. Gene Ontology annotation, molecular function: 1-phosphatidylinositol-3-kinase regulator activity. Gene Ontology annotation, cellular component: phosphatidylinositol 3-kinase complex.
UUUCAUUCAUAUCUGUUCAUAGUAUAUUUACUUUGUAAACUACCUAGUCAGCAUUAGACAGCUAAACUGUAAUGUUAAAAAUGUGUUGUGAACAUACGCAAUAGUCGAUGGCACGUGCUUUAUUGGCUUUGGAACAGCGGUUAUUUAAAAACGUUGCAAAUGUACACGACCUCAAUGUAGGCUUUAAUGUAGCCUACACAAAAUAAUCAAACAUAGCUACAAUAGACAAGUUGCAAACACCGAACAAGGCUGAGAAUGGUGAUUUUAUCUGUUUUCAGUAUCCCCCGCCCUGCGUAUAGUGAGUUUAAAUUGCAAUUUCCGAGAAGUAGUCGAUUUCGCAGAUCGUGCCUUAAUCUGUUUUUUAAUUCAUAUUUGAAUGCAGACAAAACACAUUUCCUAAUCUUUCAUCUCCAAGCAGCAAUUGUAAUACCUCGAGCAUUUAAGUGAAAUGGUAUUGUUUUAUUGAAUAUUUAUCAAGCGAAUUAAUUAGGCUUUUCAGUGUUGACCUUGUUUCGUGCCCCCUUACUUGCCAUGUUUUUUAGUUUUUUUAAGAUUGCGCAAAAGUAACCCCAUUCAUAUACAUCAACUACCUUUAGCAGCUAUUGAAGUAUCUUCUGGCAGGGGAGUUAGAACCCCGACGCUCGUGCUGAACGUUAAAACGCAUCACUUGCGGUACGAUUUUGGAAACGUAUUUAAUAUCAGCGAGAAAUUAAAUUACUACACGCCUUUAUAGGGUUCGGGUUCUCACACGGGUAUAUUUCCAUGUUACAGGGGUACCAGUACCGAGUUGAUGAGCAGGGGGUACGAGGUAAUUGCGGUAGGUGUGUAGGCUACUUAAGGGUAGGGGUAAAAUGACUAGGCAACAGUUAGCAGCAGUGUAUGUGAUGAGUCGGAAGAGUUAGUGCAAAGGUGGGUCAAUGCAGAUAGUCCGGUUAACUAUUUAGCAGGUUUAUGGCUUGGGGGGGUAGAAGCUCUUCAGGGUCCUGAUGGUGCAUCGCUACCGCUUGCGGUGCGGUAGCAGAGCGAACAGUCUAUGACUCGGGUGGCUGGACUCAAGCACAUAACAGAUAUGCCACAAUGUAACGUUAGCUGGUAUCUAGCACGAAUGCCCGUGGUUAAACUGCAUUCAUUUACGUGUGUAUCUUAUUUAUUGAUUUACAGGACGAUUCAUUCAUAAAAUUCGAGAAGAAACCUGCAGAAGAAACUGGUUUUGUGACUGUGGGGCAACUGCCUGUCUUUUGGGGAAUAUUUUUGCAUUUGUCGGAUGUCUUUUGGCCUACGGCUGGGCAAUUUCGGGUGGUUCCCCAAUGACCUGCCACUCACCCGAAUCCACCGAGACCAUCGAAAAUGAGAGAACGGAUACGGAGUCGCGAGUUGUAGACUCCGAUGAGACUCGCAUCGGUCAAGCCAUGAGAGACCUUAAAAAUACAGGCUGGUACUGGGGCAGCCUGACCGCCAACGAAGCCAAAGAGAUUCUCCAGGAUGCAUCAGAGGGCACCUUCCUGGUGCGAGACAGCUCCCAGAGGGACUACCUGUUCACCAUCUCUGCCAUGACCUCCGCCGGCCCAACCAACUUGCGUAUCGAGUACAAGGAGGGAAAGUUUAAACUGGACUCGGUGGUGCUGAUCAAGCCCAAGCUCAAGCAGUUUGACAGUGUGGUGCACCUGGUGGAACACUACGUGCAGCUGUCCAGGACUACCAGUAAAGGGGCGUCGUCAGGGGCGUCGAAGUCCCUGGCCCCACCCAACGGGACAGUUCAACUGCUACUGACUAAGCCUGUGUACACUGCCACGCCCUCUCUACAGCACCUGUCCCGGAUCGCCAUCAACAACGCCACCAGGCAGGUGCAGGAGCUGCCUUUACCCAACAGGCUAAAGAACUACCUGACGGACUACAGCUACAAUGUGUAGUAGGACUGCAAAUCCCAGAUCUGGUUUGGGGAUAGAGAGCAGUGCACCUGCCAUGUAGUGGCAGUCAGACUAUCACCCAGUCCGAAGUCAAUCUUUAGCCCCAACCACUAGACACGGCUUGACGGCCCCCGUACUUCUGGAAGGAUUGCUGUUGAGCAAUAUGCUUAUAGAGCCAAGUCAGUCAUCUAAUCCUCAGGAAGCUAGGUGGAAUGUCUCCCAUAUUACUACACCCUUCCAGUUCCUUUAGCGCUACAGUUGUUCAUCAAAAAGGGCUUAGGAGUUGGAGCUAAGGGUUGAUUUCAGACCUGGGUCAUGUUCAUAAUCUCUGAAACGGGUGCAAAUGUUUUCAAGCCGAGGUGGUAUACCCUGCCUGCAGACCAGCUCAGGUAAACAGGGUUUCAAACCCUUCUGAACGAAACCCAGUAGGGAUUGCAGUUGGCACUCACCUUUUUUUUUUGCUUCUCGUUUCAAGCUCUUUGUUGUUGCUUUACAUACUCUGCCUCAUGUCUGAGAAAUGAGCAUCUGACACGGUGUCCACUUUUUGUUCUGAUUUAUGUUUUUGUUCAUAUUCUAGAUUUUAUUUUUUUGUACUGUAAUCAUAAGAAGGGGCAGUGCUGGGGUGUCGGGAACUACAUGUAGUGCAACUAGUCAUUUAACUACAUUUUUCAGUAGCUUGGAGGUAGUUGGAACUAAAUCCAAGUCUUGGUAGUGUUUUCAGUAGUUAAUUACUUUUUUGCCGUGUAGUGAACUACUCCAUUUAAUUUUUUUUUGUAAAGUUUGCAACUUAUUUUUCAGACUUACUUAAUUGUCACUUGAAAGUGUUUCGGUGUUUUAAUAGGGAUAAAUUAUGAAUAUUUGACUCCAAGGUGAUCUGACUUGCAAUUUGUAGUCUGACAUUUCAGAUUUAGAUAUAAGAAUUUUGCACGUAGUAGUCUGGAUGUAGUGAACACAUUUUUCAAAAUAACUUUAAGUAAGCUAUAAGUAAGUGUAGCUUACUUUCUUUCAGUGCAAAGUAAUUGGUAACUUGGUAAACUAUUUUCAGUGUAGCUUCCCCAACACUGAGAAGGGAGAAUUAUUAUUUAUUUAUUUUCACUCCUGAUUUAUUUUUUAUAAAGCACAAGCAAUAUACAGGCUUCAAAUCUGGCGUUGAUUUCUCUCACACUGUCUCGCUCUGCCUCCUGCUAAGAGGUUAAAAAUAAGAUUUUUGUCGUUUCUUAAUCCUGGAUGUUCCUCCCACUACGCAUCACUGUUCUGCGAAACAUCAAUACUUCAUCACUGUCUUUUCCUUCAAUAGAAAAUGCCCUUGAGCAAGUCGCUGCUCACACCGCAGAACUAGACCUUGGUUUGACAGACAGGCUGUAUCUAACAUCUAGCUACUACUAUAAUAAGGAAUUACAUUUCCAAGAGCAUAUUAGAUGUUCGGCCAGGGGUUUUCAUUGGAUCCACGUGAAUCUUAUUUUAAUAAAUAUUUUUGAAGUAUUUGAUUGUGCUAAUGUGUUUCCUAGAAAAAUAAAAGUUACAAAAAUAAACCCUGAAAGCAUGCUUUAUCAUAGCCUCUAUUCUGCAAUUUGGACUGCAAUAAUGAAUGUGACGCAGGGGUGUCAUGGUGCUCGUGUAUUGUUUGACUCAUUCUCAAUUUUCAGUACAUAAGGUUCAGUGUGAACAAUUCUCGCAGAAUAUUCCAGAAUUCACUCUUGAUACAUGAUCAUGACAUUUACUGUUUUCAUAUGGUGCUUAAAUACAAGUGUCUAAUGUUUUCUCUGUGAGGAAACCAGAAAAAUAAAACAAAAGAAUGGAAUCGAA